Messenger RNA from Thalassophryne amazonica, 2614 nucleotides. It is a transcript of the gene ppm1ba, whose product is annotated as protein phosphatase, Mg2+/Mn2+ dependent, 1Ba. The record is from RefSeq and is a predicted model, not a curated record. Gene Ontology annotation, molecular function: manganese ion binding; magnesium ion binding; protein serine/threonine phosphatase activity. Gene Ontology annotation, cellular component: cytosol; nucleus. Lineage: Eukaryota; Metazoa; Chordata; Actinopteri; Batrachoidiformes; Batrachoididae. Gene Ontology annotation, biological process: protein dephosphorylation; negative regulation of canonical NF-kappaB signal transduction; positive regulation of canonical Wnt signaling pathway. The transcript is spliced from 7 exons. Bases 441 to 1643 code for a protein of 400 amino acids.
CAGGUUAUUUGACAAAUCAAAUCUAAUCUUUGCACGGCAUUUUGUCCAAUCACAGAAGCUGUACGAACUGUAAGUUGAAAAAGAACGCCAUCUGCCUCGUACGCUUAUGGUUAGCUAAACUGUUCUUAUCUCAGAUAGCUCUUAUCGAAAAGGAGAGUUUUGUUUUUCAACCGACGGCCUACGGAAUUGUUGUUUAUUUAAUGCGCUCUGUUUUACGGUGCCAAACAUGUACACAAAAGCAUUAUUCUGAUGCGGAGACAUGCUGACAGGAGAACGGACCGUGUGAAACGUUGGCUAGCUCAAGCAGAGCUAGCUAAUGCUAACGCUAGCAAUCCAAGUCCAUGACAACAGUCGGUACCUGAACAUAACAGCUGCUGAAGCCAGAACGAUAAGGACUAACAACUGCAAAGUGGCAGUGGUUGUCCCCCUAGGGCAGAGCCAUGGGUGCAUUCCUGGACAAGCCCAAGACAGAGAAGUACAAUUCGCAUGGUGAGGGCAGUGGUAUACGCUAUGGCCUCAGCUCCAUGCAAGGCUGGAGGGUCGAGAUGGAGGAUGCUCACACAGCUGUGGUGGGACUUUCUGCUCUGGGUAUGACUGACUGGUCUUUUUUUGCAGUCUACGAUGGCCAUGCUGGCUCUAGGGUUGCUAACUACUGCUCUAAACAUCUCCUGGAUCAUAUAAUAAGUGCCAGCUUAGGGGCCAGAGAUGCGCAAGGCAUGCAUGGCUCCCAGACUGGCUCAGACAGUUUCACCAGAGACCAUCCAGUCUCGGCUCCACCAACAGUGGAGGCUGUGAAAGCUGGGAUCCGGACAGGCUUCCUUAGGAUUGAUGAGCACAUGCGCAGCUUCUCUGACCUGCGGAAUGGAAUGGAUCGCAGUGGCUCAACAGCAGUGGGCAUCCUCCUGUCACCCGAUCACUUUUUCUUCAUUAACUGUGGGGACUCGAGAGCCGUCUUAUAUCGCAACUCACAUGUGUGCUUCUCCACACUUGACCACAAACCCUGUAACCCACGUGAGAAAGAGCGCAUUCAGAAUGCCGGUGGGUCAGUGAUGAUCCAGAGGGUGAAUGGAUCGUUGGCUGUAUCAAGGGCCUUGGGGGACUAUGACUACAAGUGUGUGGAUGGAAAAGGCCCGACUGAGCAGCUUGUUAGCCCCGAACCAGAAGUCUGUGAGAUGGUUCGGGCUCCUGAACAGGAUCAGUUUGUGAUUCUGGCAUGUGAUGGAAUCUGGGAUGUCAUGUCCAAUGAGGAAUUGUGUGAGUUUGUGAGGUCUAGACUUGAAGUGUCUGAUGAUCUGGAGAGGGUCUGCAAUGAAGUGGUGGACACCUGUCUGCACAAGGGGAGUCGGGAUAACAUGAGUGUUGUGUUAGUGUGUUUACCGGGCGCUCCCAAAGUGUCUGAGGAAGCCUUGAGGAAAGACGCUGAACUCAACAAAUACCUGGAGUCUCGAGUGGAAGAGAUGAUCUCACGGCCAGGGGAGGAUGGUGUUCCAGACCUUGUGACCGUGAUGAGGAACCUGUCUGCUGAUAGCAUUUUGAAUCUGCCACCAGGUGGAGGCCUUGCCAGCAAACGUGGUGUCAUUGAAGCAGUAUACAACCGCUUGAACCCACACAGAGAGGAAGAUGGGCCCUCCUGUUUCAUUUGAGUGGAGGUGACCUGGAGGACCCGUGGUAGCUGUCCAGCACAACUGCCUGAUCUACAUGAUGGAUCAACAAGGACCACUUUUUCACUCAAGGUCACAUCUGUAAUCACUUAUUUUUGGGUAAUCUGGGCUGUUUUGUGUUUGUCCCCGCUCUGACAGCUUUGGUUUUUGGUUGUUUUUAAAACAUGCAAUGGAUGACUUCCAAAGUGAUUUUUGUUGGUUCUUUUUGUAAAUCAUAAAAUGAAAAUUAAAAAUGGUAACAUAAACCAGAACUCUGUAUAUUAUCAUUAAGAAACCAACAAGCACAGUUUGUGAGAACCCUUCUUUUUUUGGGGGGGAAUUUUUGCUGUGGACUGAUGGACAGAUGGAAUCCACCAUUGUUUGGAUGCUGUGGAGCGCAACACGCUGACUGAUGAUCUUUGCCACCCACCACCGAAUCCACCACUUACAGAUUUUCAACACUGAAGUGGUUUGUUGGCUGUGGUGUGUUUUUUUUUUUUUUUGAAUAGCAUUAUUUGUUUUGAAGUGCUAGCUUUACUCACAGCCAAUCAACCACAUGAGCCUAUGACGUCUUUAAGCCGCACUGUCCAGUCCAUCUUGGGGCUACUAACCUGGUACUCACUCAUGUCUCACUGAAGCCUAGCAGAACUUCACCGCUUCCUCCAGAGCUGAGGCACCGCAUCUCAAAGGAGAGCGUUAUUCAAACGGGGUCAAACCGAAGCUGAGGCGUGGGGCUGCAGAGGAGGUUUAAACUAAAGUCUGGGUCCUGUUGCACGUUGGUGCGGCUCUUCUGUUCUUCUUCCUCUUACAGGAUGUUUGAAGUUACUGAUUUUGUCGUGCCUGCCCUCUUUUUCUUUCUUUCUUGGCCUUUUCUGGAUCUUUACACCACAGAAGAGACUUGGCUGUCACAUACAAUGGCAGCUAAUGAUGGAAUAAUAAGCUUUUGAUCCUGAUGUUGUUUAAUAGAUGGAAAA